Messenger RNA from Exophiala xenobiotica, 1810 nucleotides. RefSeq lists its product as uncharacterized. Gene Ontology annotation, molecular function: RNA polymerase binding; transcription coregulator activity. The transcript has a single exon. The coding region runs from base 257 to 1678 and encodes 473 amino acids. Gene Ontology annotation, cellular component: nucleus. Lineage: Eukaryota; Fungi; Ascomycota; Eurotiomycetes; Chaetothyriales; Herpotrichiellaceae. The record is from RefSeq and is a predicted model, not a curated record.
GUUGACAGUCACCAUCUUUUAGCCACCGCCUUGAUGACCGAGAUCAGGGGAUCAAAAUCGAAUCCAUCUCUACUGGUCUCUAGAGGUAUUGCUCCCAAGUGAGUUUAGCGUCAGUUGGUUUACCAGGGCAGGGCGGUGGCAGAAUUUCACGAGUUCCUGAGAAUCACAAUUGCUCCAACUUUUUGUCUAGAAGUAUUCCAACCCUGUUCAGACUCCGUAGAGGGCGAGAGCUGCUUCUCUGAGUCCUUCGCUCACGAUGCUGAAAUCUACUUACCGUACCGCUGCUCCAGCCCCCGAGGAACGACCUCUACCACCAGGGUGGACUGAACACAAAGCCCCGACCGGACAUACCUACUACUACAAUGCAGAAACCAAGCAAUCCACAUACACCAGGCCCACUGCUCCCUCCGAGGAGCCCCUUCAGAUCGACUAUGGCGCCACUGAACCCGAUCAUGUCAUGCGCGCAUCGCUGCAGGCAAUGGAAGAAUUCCAAAGGAAUACGCAAGGAGCAGGUCACUUCACUGGCGGGAGAAGUUACCAAGAACAUUCCCGCCGAAGGGGGAACCAGGGAGACAGACCGAAGUCAAAGGCGCCUAUCCCUGAUUGCCCGCCGUGGGUUCUCGUCAAGACGAAGCUGGGCAGACGGUUCGUGCACAAUGCAGAAACCAAGCAGAGUUUGUGGAAAUUCCCGCAGGACGUCAUGAUGGCGGUCAUCGAGAUGGACAGGCAGGAGUGGGAGGCGAAGAAGAAAGCUGAGAGUCAGCCACCAGAGCCACAGACUACGCGGGCCGAAGAGGUCGAGACAAGGGCAGAAUCCACGGUUACAGACCAACAGCCUCGAGCAGGGCCAGCUCGAGAUGUCCAGGAUUACGACAGCGAUUCCUACGAAGAAGUCGAAGUCACUGACGACGAAGCCGACGGUGACCAAGAAAAACUCGCUAAACGGCCGCGCCUCUCAGCAACCCCUCCACCAGCCGGUCCGGUCGAAUUCAAUGAAGACGAUAUUGCCUGGCAACUUGCCGCCAUGGAAGAAGACGCGUAUUCCAACCCUGAGCACUCCGACCACCACUCUGCAGACGAGGAUGAAGGCCUUCCCCUAACCUCUGCCGACAAUACUGCCCUCUUCCGCUCCCUGCUAGACGACUCGGGCAUAUCUCCAUAUUCGACGUUCGAAAAACUGAUCGAAGACCUUGCCAUAGUCGAGGACGAGCGAUGGGUCGCUUUGCCCAACACCACGUCCCGCCGCGACGCCUUUGCAUCGUGGUCGAGAGACCGCAUCGCCGAAAUACAAGAGCGUAAAAAGAUAGAAUCCUCGUCCAAAAAGCCGCGGGACGCCAAAGUCGAGUAUCUGCGCUUCCUGCACAAGCACGCCACGCCGAAACUGUACUGGCCCGAGUUCAAGCGCAAGUUCAAGAAAGAGGCCGAGAUGCGGGAUAGUGCGUUGCAGGAUAAAGACCGGGAGAAAUUGUACCGCGAACUUGUGGCGAAGUUGAAAACGAGUGAGAACGAGCGGAGGAAGGAGCUUGUCUCGCUUCUCAAGGGGAUGGACAGGACGAACACGAACCGAGAUCUGAGUCUUGAUGAGUUGCCGGAUAGCGUGGUGAGGGACGUCAAGUUCUAUACGAUCGAGCAGGGCAGGCGGGAUGAGCUUGUGAGGACGUUUCUCGAGACGCAAUGAUACCGAAUUCUGAACCGCUAUAAGAAGUUGAGAUUUCGCGAGGUCGCGAGGACGAGGUAUAAUGAAUGUAUGCAGUUUACGAGGAUCAACACACGAUGAACCCCGUAUUAUGUUAACUGCGAUUGAACCGCC